AUGGAAAGCGGAGAGGACGCAGUCAGAGUGAAGGAAGAACUACCGAAUGAUAAUUGGCCCGAUGCAAGUGAUAAUUAUUUUUUCGAUUCAAUACACUCUUGCAAAGCUGAAAAUGUUGAAGUUUUGCCGUUCCAUGAAUCAUCGGCAAAUCAUGUGAAUGAGGUUAUGGAGUUUGCGAAAGUAGAUAAGAAAAUUUACAUCGAUUUUGAGUGCAAAGACGUCAAACCUGAACUGAAGCCUUUAUCGACAACCAUCUGUAAAACUGAGUAUCAAAAUUAUCCACCUGCCGUAAAAAUUGAAAAUGAAAAUCAGAUCAUUAACGCGAAUGAAAAUAUAUUUAUUGAUUUUGAGUGCAAAGAUGUUAAAAUUAAACUGAAGCCUUUAUCGACAACCGUUUGCAAAAGUUAUCCAACACCUUUCGAGUGUAACAUUUGUCAAAAAUCAUUUGGACAAAAAAGUAAUCUCGAUAAACACGUAAAUACAGUGCAUGAUCGUAGAAAACCUUUUGAGUGUGAGAUUUGCCACAAAUCAUUUGGAUACCAGAAUAUAUUCAAAAGUCACAUCAAUGUAGUACAUAAUCAGAGCAAACCCUUCGAGUGUGAGAUUUGUCACAAAUCAUUUGCCUACCAAUGCCACCUUAAACCUCACAUAAAUGUAGUACAUAAUGGGAACAAACCCUUCGAAUGUGAUAUUUGUCAUAAAUUAUUUGGACUUAAAAGUGACCUUAAAAGACAUAUAAGUGCAGUACAUAAUCGUCACAAAACCUUCGAAUGUGAUAUUUGUCAUAAAUCAUUUGGACGAAAAAGUUAUCUUAAAAUUCACAUAAAUUCAGUACAUGAUCAGAUCAAACCCUUUGAAUGUACAAUUUGUAGCAAAACGUUUGGGCAAAGUAGUACUCUUCGUAAACACAUUAGUGCAGUUCAUAUUCGGAGCAAACCCUUUGAGUGUGAGAUUUGUCACAAAUCAUUUGUACUAAAAAGUGGCCUUAAAAUACAUGUAAGUGCAGUACAUAAUCGGAGUAAACCCUUUGAAUGUGACAUUUGUCACAAAUCAUUUGGAGAAAAGGGUAAACUCAAUAGGCACAUAAGUAUAGUACAUGAUAAGAAAAAACCCUUUGAAUGUGACAUUUGUCGCAAAACGUUUGGACAAAGUAGUACUCUGCGUAAACACAUUAGCGCAGUUCAUAAUCAGAGCAAACCCUUCGAAUGCGGUAUUUGUUGCAAAUCAUUUGGAUACCAAAAUUACUUAAAAACUCACAUUGAUGCAGUUCAUAAUCGUAAAAAACCCUUCGAAUGUGAUAUUUGUCGCAAAUUAUUCGGACUAAAACAUAAUCUCAAAUCUCAUAUAAGUAUAAUACAUAAUAAGAGCAAAUUCUUCGAAUGUGACAUGUGUCAAAAAUUAUUUGGACAAAAAGUUCACCUUAAUAAUCACGUGAUGAAAAUACAUAAUUUCAGCAAACCACUGAAUGUGAGGUUUGUUUCCACACAUUAAAA
Messenger RNA from Trichogramma pretiosum, 1493 nucleotides. RefSeq names its product zinc finger protein OZF-like. The coding region runs from base 1 to 1491 and encodes 496 amino acids. The transcript is spliced from 4 exons. NCBI's taxonomy places the organism in Eukaryota, Metazoa, Arthropoda, Insecta, Hymenoptera, Trichogrammatidae. The record is from RefSeq and is a predicted model, not a curated record.